ACACUGAAAUAUAUUUUCCCUUUAGGCCCAAGCCCUAAUGCUCUUCAGGAAGCAACAAUAAAACUCAUAGACCCACAAAUUUGCAACAGAAAAGAAGUGUACAAUGGUGUCAUUACACCGAGGAUGUUGUGUGCAGGAUACUUGGAAGGAGGAGUAGAUGCCUGUCAGGGUGACUCUGGUGGGCCACUGGUUACUCCAGAUUCUAGAUCCAUGUGGUACCUUGUGGGAAUUGUGAGUUGGGGAGAUGAAUGUGCCAAGCCCAAUAAGCCUGGGGUCUACACACGUGUGACUUACUUCCGAACCUGGAUUACCUCAAAAACUGGCAUCUAGCACAAACCCCAAAGUGGAUAUAACUUCUCAGGCUGUAUGCAGGUCAUACUAGUAUAUACCAAGGUGUUAUUGAAUGUAUCUAUCCCUGCACAGUUUUGGUCAGUUCCUGUCCAAAGCAAGCACUAGCUUCAUUGUUGGAGAUGUGACAAUCAAUCCCUCACAUAUUUACUUUAAUGUGUGAGAUCACCUUCCUCAUUUCUGAGCUCUGAAUGGUUCUGACACAGAAAAGGAGACUAAUGGACUCAAUCGAACUAACCUAAAAGAGCAAAAAGUUGUAUUUAUUUUUAGCAGUUUAAAAGUAUAUCUACUCUUUUUUCCCCAGGAACAGGGAGUUACUCUGCAGCCUGUCAAAGGUUUGGGGAUACCCACAGCUCUUCUAUCCAAUUCCUCUGCUGAGGGCAUAUCUUAGCUGCCACUAUAUUUGCUAAGCAGUCUUAGGCUUAAGUCUCUCCUUCAGAGCUCAAGACCUAGACAGACUGUAGUUAAGUCAGGGCAUCUUCCCUCCAUUUACUGAAAGCCUGGCUUUCCCUGCUGCCAUGUGGGCUACUAAGAGCCUGGGAAAGUUGCAGGAAGCAGGUCUAAGGGAAAUCCAAGCUAAGAUAAAAGAGGAUUUCAGUGUUUCUAGCAAGCUUCUGUUAUUCUGCUAUGAAGCAUAUUUAGUGUAUUCAGUGAAGCACAAGUUAUUUUUUAAUUUUGUUUUAAAAGAUCUUUAUCACAAUCAUAUGCUACAACCACAUUACUGCCUCCCUAGCUGACUUCUUCCAUCUUGCACAGUAUACUUGAAGGACAGGAACACAGGAUGUAUCUUUGUUUGGUGCUUAAUGUGCAAUAACAAUGUAUGUGGGCGGGGGGAGGAGAGGAAACCCACCCCCACCCUCACCCUCACUUCCACCCUAACAAGAAGGUUAAUUACAUUGCAGAAAAGAAACCUUCCCUUUUGUAUUCAAGCCAACAAGUGGGUAUUUUUUAAGGGAGACAAAUGCCCACCAGAUAUAAUUUGGGAAUUAUAUUUUAAAUGAAGACAGGAUUGGCCCUUCUAAGUUUCCUGCUGUGGCAGCUAACUCGCAAAAAAGGAAGCUAUAGGUGGGAAGCUUCCCACUCCAUUGGUGGCUUUAUCCCAGCAGAGGAUAACUGGUAAUCUGUUGCAUAAGACUGCAACUGAGAAGUAAUUGUAAACCUCAAAAGAAAGUCCCCUAGUGAUGACGAACCUGCCCCUAAAAUGAGACCUUUGCAUCCAACCCCUGCAAAGAUCUCAGUAAACUUUUUUAAAGAAUGCCAUCAUGUUUACUGCUGGUGUUAGGGGAUCCAAGCUUACUAUCCUACCUUCAACCCCCUGCAUGACCCACCAUUGCUACCUCUAUAUGAGAAACCACAAGGACUUCACUGGUGGUUCCUCCUUCUGUCUCUGAUUUGCCACAAAGCCCAGUAUGGGGAAUAAGAGCUGUACAUGCCACUGCUGAAUCUCUGUGGAACAAAAUCUCUUUGAAACAAUUUGCCUCCAUUUCUGUCCAUCUCUGUUUAAUUUCAUCUUCUCUUCAACCAGCUCCACAGGGAUAUUGGUGACCAACACCAGCCGAAGCAGCAAUGCGCUUAGUUACAAACAAAGCACCUAGGUGUCUAAAUAUGCUUUGAGGUGCUUUCAGAUACUUUUCACAGUUUAUCUGUGGCAUCUUGACCCUGGGCAAAACGGGUAUUAUGUCUCCAAAGUUCUAGUUUUUCAUUGUUUUUUUUUAAGAUGGUGGCAUUUCUAGUCUGUUUGUAACACAGCCAGUAAAUUAUGAAAGGUGUCUUAGGAUGUAUAGAGAUGGUUAAAUGAAACGGGUCUAUUACCUCAACUUAUUGACAUAGUUUGCAAGCUGUGCACUUUUGGGUUGCUGCAAUUUUUCAGCUAAGAAUGCAGUCUGGGCUGGAUCCAAUACUCAAUGGAAACCUCAGGAGGAUUUGCACCAGGCCCUCUCUGGACACUGUUUUCAGUUAGAGUGAAUGCCCGCUAUUUCUGAUAGAGAAACCAUUGUAAUCUCCAGAAAGAGCAUCAUGAAAGAAUAAAAUAAAGUCGAAAGAUCAUGGGUCUGACUCUCCAAAGGACGUUUUUUACAUACACAAUUUGUACCUGAAAAAAUGUGCACAAACUUUUCUGUAGCUUUAAUGGAACUGUAGGUGUAAACUGGGAUGCUUGCCUCUAUAACGAACUGCUGGAGUGCAUUUGGAAAGUGGGUGGUUAGAACGGCAAAGGUUGCUUUGCACCCAAUAUUAUUUUUUUGCUGACACAGAAGGUGGGCAGCCCAAGGUUUGUGAUCCCUAAAAAAUGGAUCCCUACUUUAGACUGAAAUUGAUGUCUCAAAUGCAUGUGUAUGCCUUCCUUACGGAGUAAGAAAGGCAGCUUUUACUUCAGAUGUUCCCUGUGAGGAACCAAAACAACCAUGGGGAACAUGAAUAUCUUACUCAGGGACUGGUGAGAUAUCCAGAUGCACUGCUCUUCGCAAGCUGCUAGUGAACUCUGUGUGGCCUAGUUUCAUCUUUACUGAAAGUCAUUUUUUUAUUUAGGAAGACUCAGUUUGUUAUCAGCACAAGAACAAAAGAAAGAGAAACCUAUAUAAGCAAAGGAAAGAUUUAAAGCCUUUAUAUUAUUAUUAUUAUCAUCAAUAAACUAUAGUAGUGAUUUAAACAA
Molecule: messenger RNA, 2998 nt
Organism: Alligator mississippiensis (American alligator)
Lineage: Eukaryota; Metazoa; Chordata; Crocodylia; Alligatoridae
Product: transmembrane protease serine 11C-like
Exons: 2
Biological process (GO): proteolysis
Molecular function (GO): serine-type endopeptidase activity
Source: RefSeq, a predicted model, not a curated record